This is a messenger RNA of Clarias gariepinus (North African catfish), 2249 nucleotides long. It is a transcript of the gene ptger1b, whose product is annotated as prostaglandin E receptor 1b (subtype EP1). Lineage: Eukaryota; Metazoa; Chordata; Actinopteri; Siluriformes; Clariidae. The transcript is spliced from 3 exons. Gene Ontology annotation, biological process: positive regulation of cytosolic calcium ion concentration; adenylate cyclase-activating G protein-coupled receptor signaling pathway; inflammatory response. The record is from RefSeq and is a predicted model, not a curated record. Gene Ontology annotation, molecular function: thromboxane receptor activity; prostaglandin E receptor activity. Gene Ontology annotation, cellular component: plasma membrane. The coding region runs from base 551 to 1666 and encodes 371 amino acids.
AUUUCCACAAUUAUUCUAAUAAAUAAUAAACUGAAGGAAAAAACUAAUGUGAAAUGUGAAACUAAUGUGAAGCGCGUAACAUUAGUCUUUAUGUAAGAUGGCCGAAAUAAAGUGCGGCGAGUGUGUAUAAAACAGCACUGAGCUACUGAUCCGCUGCGUAUAAAAGCGCUCGAGCUCCUGAAGCUGUAGCUCAUUAGACAGCGCGCGCAGCUGCAGCACGAGCGCGACGGAGAUCCUCCCGCAGGUUCGUUCGGUUCGAGCUGAAGAAUCUCUUCUCCAAACAUGUGGAUCACUUUACCGAGGAGAGCGCUUCGUUUGUUCCCGAAUGCCGUUUUCUCGAGAAACUGGAUUUUAUAUAACGGACUAAAGAAAAUUGGACAUUAAGUAUUUCCUAUUUAUUUUACAUAUUUAUUUGUAAUUAUUAGAAGGAAGACGCCGGUGUUGUUUUGGGGUGUUUUUCUUUGCUAAGUGCUUUCGGGUGGGAUGAAGCUCUAUAUGACCUGAUGCUGUGUUUUUCCUUAAAGUUCAUCUAUACUCUCUCAUUGUGGAGAUGUUAUCACUGCAUCAUUGCAACUUCUCCGGGCCCAGUGCCAAAUCAUCCAUCUCCAAUCAGACCCAGGCUCUGGUGGAAGUGGCAGCUGUGGGUCUUAGAAAAAACCUGACAACCAGAUCGCCCAACAACCCUGUGGUCGCUGGCCUUUCCAUGACCUUGGGUGUCCUGUCCAACAUCAUAGCACUUUUCAUCUUGGCCAAGUCAUAUGCACGACUGCGCAGACGCUCAAAAGCCACCUUCCUUCUCUUCGCCAGUUCACUGGUAGCCACAGACUUAGCUGGUCAUAUCAUUCCUGGUGCUGUGGUGCUACACUUUUACUCAAACGGUGUGGGAUCAUGUCCUCCCUCCCAUGCUGAUGCUACCUGCCAGUUCCUAGGUGGCAGCAUGGUCUUUUUUGGCCUGUGUCCACUUUUCCUGGGCAGCGCCAUGGCAGCUGAGCGAUGCCUGGGCGUCACACAGCCACUUCUGCAUGCUCGUCUUGUCUCUGGGACUCGCACCAAAAUGGCCUUGGUGCUAAUCUGGCUUGCAGCACUUGCUGUGGCCUUGCUGCCUGUUGUCAGACUGGGAGAAUAUACCUAUCAGCACCCAUGGACCUGGUGUUUUAUGAGGGUAUUAGGGGAUAUUACGGACACAGAUGUUGCCUUCAUUCUUUUAUUCUCAGCACUUGGAUUGGGCUCACUAGCCAUGUCCUUGGUGUGCAACACAGUUAGCGGCAUCACCCUGGUGCGUGCACGGCUGCGCAGAAGGAAAUGCCACCGCAGGACAGCAAAUUCACAUGACAUAGAAAUGGUGGCUCAGCUCCUGGGAAUCAUGAUCACUUCCUGUAUUUGCUGGAGCCCCCUGCUGGUCUUUGGCUUGAUGUCAAUCACAAAUCGCCACUAUGGCUCAGAGCGGGGUGACAUGUAUUAUGAAAAACUGAUGGUAAUGGGGGUACGUAUGGCCUCAUGUAACCAAAUUCUGGACCCAUGGGUUUACAUCUUGCUGCGGCGAGCAGUCCUCAGAAAGAUUUAUCGGCUUACCACUGGCCGCACCGACAUGAGAGGCAGCACUUUCCGCCGCUGGGAGAUCAACUCCUUACAGAGUUCUGAGAAAAACACCAUCAAGCGGCUCUAACAGAGAGAAUGAAACAAAUCGAUGGAUGUGGUGGACAGCAUCUAGAUAAUUGCCCUGUGCAUAAUAGGGCAUUGGAGACUAUGUGCUGUAUACUAUUAACUACAACAAAUGAAGGAAAAAUAUACAGAAGCUGAGGGCAUCGGUCACCAGGAAGUAUUAAAGAACUGAACUGAUUAAAGAGUUAUCCAAGAAAGACAGGAACUGCAACUGAUUCAUUAAAUCACUUUGGAUUAAACACGAAUGGUAAUCCAAAUUAAGUAAGCCAACAUAUUGGUCAUCUUCACCAUAAUGACUUUUAAAUGCCUUUACUAUAGAGGCCAAAGGUUGCCUUAACAAAUGUGAAGAAUUUUGAUUUUAAGGACUUGGAUAUGCUUUCCUACAUGUUCUUGUGUGGACGAGAACAUGCCAACGGAUACUAAUUAACUACUAACAUAACAACAAUGGAGGUUUGCAGAAUGCCUGCCUUAAAGCUACUUAAAUAAUAUCUUAAUAACUUAAUGUAAAGAUAAGAUCAAACAUGUUUGAUGAAAUGACAGAAUGAAUGAAACUUGACUGGAUCUGGGGCACAUCAAGGAUAAAACAA